AUGACAACAUCUUGGGAUCAAGCUAAAUUUGCAUUAAAACCUAAAAAAAAGGGUUUUCAUUUAAUCACAGAGGAAGUUCUCAGUAAUGUUCCUGAGAUAAGAGACUAUAAAAUAGGUCAAUUAAAUUUAUUUAUUCAACAUACUAGUGCUGGUUUAACCAUUAACGAAAAUUACGAUCCUGAUGUUAGAACAGAUUUGAUCAAUAUCUUUGAUAGAAUAGUUCCUGAUGAUGCCGAAUAUAUACAUAUAUUAGAGGGACUUGAUGAUGCUAAAUCUCAUGGACAGGCUACGAUUACUGGUUUAAACGUUACAGUUCCAAUAAGUAAUGGUAAAUUAGCUUUUGGAACGUGGCAGGGAAUUUAUCUUGCUGAGUUCAGAGAUAAUAGGCCAUCGAGAAGAAUUGUAGCAACAAUCAAUGGAUUGAAGGAAACCUAG
This is a messenger RNA of Debaryomyces fabryi, 435 nucleotides long. RefSeq lists its product as uncharacterized. NCBI's taxonomy places the organism in Eukaryota, Fungi, Ascomycota, Pichiomycetes, Serinales, Debaryomycetaceae. The record is from RefSeq and is a predicted model, not a curated record. The coding region runs from base 1 to 435 and encodes 144 amino acids. The transcript has a single exon.